Ambispora leptoticha is the source of this 440-nucleotide messenger RNA. The record is from the annotation of a GenBank genome assembly. NCBI's taxonomy places the organism in Eukaryota, Fungi, Glomeromycota, Glomeromycetes, Archaeosporales, Ambisporaceae.
AUGAGCCUUGAAGCUGCACGAAAAACGGUUUUUAUUACAGUCGGUUCAACAGGCUUCGAUGACUUAAUUCACAUAACCACUUCUGUUUCUUUUUUAGAAUUAGUCUCUUCGUUGGGAUAUACCCGUGUCUUAGUACAAUAUGGUAAAAGUCAUAGCAUAUUCAAGGAGUCAGCUGCGAAAGAAAUAAAGAUCCCGAAUGGUCGGUAUUUAGCACCGUUGAAAAUAACAGUUGAUGGAUACGAUUAUAAAGAUUCUUUACGAGACGAUAUGGAAAAGGCGGAGCUAAUAAUUAGUCAUGCUGGAUCGGGAUCCAUUCUAGAAUCAUUACGACUCAAUAAGAAAUUGAUUGUAGUAAUCAAUGAUGCGCUAAUGAAUAAUCAUCAAAAUGAAUUGGCAGUUGAGCUGUCAUCUCACAGAUAUCUAUUGUAUAGUUCUGUCAG